Nasonia vitripennis (jewel wasp) is the source of this 3036-nucleotide messenger RNA. Its product is annotated as neural Wiskott-Aldrich syndrome protein. NCBI's taxonomy places the organism in Eukaryota, Metazoa, Arthropoda, Insecta, Hymenoptera, Pteromalidae. The transcript has 7 exons. Gene Ontology annotation, molecular function: actin binding. The record is from RefSeq and is a predicted model, not a curated record. Gene Ontology annotation, biological process: actin filament organization. The coding region runs from base 488 to 2080 and encodes 530 amino acids.
UUACAGCACUGUUAUCGCGAACAUUUUGCGAGAACAGCGAAAACAGCUGGACGAGUAAAAGAAAGUGUACUGGCAAGCAUUGCUUUUGCGACCGACUUUAGGCGAUACGGGAGAGUGAGAGAGAGAGGCCCCCUUCCCCCUCCCCUGUGCUGCUCUCGCGAGCUCUCUUGGGGCUUUGACGUUUGAUAAAAUAUUUUUUUCGGAGUUUUUCAAAUCCUCAGUGACAAGGAGGUGGCCACGGACGCGAGGUUCAACGAGUAAGUUCCCGGGUGUGCGAGGCUCGAGCUUGGCCCAGCGGCAAAUUCGCGAAAAAUGGAAAUAAACCUAACCCUUCCGGUGAUGCCCGAUAGUCCUCUCCCGAGAAGCACUGAUUCAUAAAGGGAAAGUCGAAGUUGCCCGACUGAGCGGAAUUAUAAUUUUGGCCAGCCAAGGAGGAUCCUGGGACAAGGAGGGACGACCACGACAGCAGCACGGCUUCUCGCGAACCAUGAAGUCGGGCAGCGUGAAUGAGCACAGGGGCUCGAUUUUGCUCAAGCCCGAGGAGAACGAGCAAGUGUUCCGAUUAAUCGGAAAUCGUUGCCAGUGCCUUGCUGCUGGUAUUAUCCAGCUGUACUUGACAGAGCCUCCAAAGCAUAACGAAUGGAUAAAGAAAAAUACAGGAAUCAUCACUUUGAUCCGAGAUACUUCAAAGCGCAGCUUUUUUCUGAGAUUAUACUGUAUUCAGAGGAAAGCUAUGUUAUGGGAACAUGAAGUCUACAAUUCUAUGGAGUACAAGGCUCCAUUUAAUUAUUUUCACACUUUUGAAGCAGAAGACUGUAUGGCAGCAUUUAAUUUUGCCAAUGAAACUGAUGCUAUUGUUUUAAGGAAUAUCUUAAUUGAAAAAUUGAAUGCAAAAGCAAGGCGUAGAAAUGAAAGGCAUUCAAAAAUGGAAAUGGAAAAUCAGAGGGGGAUGAUGCUCCCUCGCAAAAAUCAAAGCAUAAGUACUCCUUCUCUGGGACUCACGCAUAAUCCUCCAGAUAAUUUUUCAAAUGGAACACCUGUGGCAAUUAAUGUGAACAGAAGUAUGUCUAAUAUUUCAAUGAGUAAAAGUAAAAAGAAAAAAAGGAGCCAUGAGAAAGAAGCUAAGAAAAAGCUAACAACAAAUGAUAUUGGCUUACCAUUUGACUUCAGGCAUGUGGAACAUAUGGGAACAGACAUAAAUAGUUGUAGAGUUAUAGAUCCAGAAUUAAAAGCGUUUUUCGAUAAAGUAGGAAUAUCAGAAAGUCACUUAGAGCAUCAAGAAACGCGAGAUUUUAUAUAUGACUUUAUUGAAAGUUAUGGGGGAAUGAAUGCAGUCAAAAAAGAAAUUAAACCUGCCUCUGCAACGCCAACUAAUGUACAACAACAAGUGCCAAAACCUCAGCCAAAAUUAGAGCCUCCUCCACCAGUUCCAGCCAGAACAAUACCAGUUAGCACAAAUGCAGUUUCUAAUAAUAGCCACCAGAGGAAAGCUCCACCUCUACCCCCAGUUCAAACUCAAAGUCAGGUUCCACCACCACCCCCUGCUGUUCCACCGGUUCAUAGAUCACUUCCAUCAAGGCCACCUCCUCCAUCAGCAGCACCAGCACCAGCAUCUGCUCUACCUCCUCCACCACCGCCUCCGCCAAUGCCCCAAGAACUACCAUCAAAAGUUGUUACAAAUGCACCACCUCCUCCACCAUUACCCAGUAUGGGCAGUAGUCCCAGAGAUACAGAUAAUGGUAAUAGUGCCAAUGAUAAUAAGCACCAGGCUCCAGAUCCAAGGUCGAUGCUACUGGAGUCCAUACAAAAAGGCGUUAAUCUUAAAAAAAUAAACAAAGAAGAAACGAAGUCACCAACUCCAAGGGAUCCAAGGAGUAAUCUUCUAGAAGAAAUACGUAGUGGCAUAACGUUAAAGCCAGUAGCAAAUGAACCGAGACCCAAUAGUGCCACGCCAAAUGUAGCUGAAGGUGGAUUAGCCGCGGCGUUAACCAGAGCAUUGGCUGAACGUUCGAGAGCAAUGUACAGUGAGAGUGAAGAUUCAAGUGAAUUUAGUGACAAUGAUGAUGAAUGGGAUGAUUAGUAUAUUUUGAAUGUAUGAUUUUUCUAGAACUCAUGAGUCGUGAUGCAAACGGAUUUGAAAGAACAGUUCCCUUAUAUAUUGGAGUACCAACGUCAAUACCACAAAGUGAAAUGGUUGUUGUUGCAAAAAUAAGACUCAUAUUGAUGUCGAUAGUAAUUUUCAAGUAAUCACCGAUUCUAAUAAGUAUUAUUUAUUUUGUUGUUCAAGACGCUAGAGUAAAGUCUUCGUUUUUGUAAAGCACCUAUUUGAUUUUAUCAUGUACUGAAGUAACUUCUGUUCUGUAAAUUUUAUAUAUAAUAUAAAAAGAAAGAAAUAGACAAGUUUUUAAUGUCUACAAUAAUGAACUCUAUAAAUCCAUGAGCAGUGAACAAAGGAAUAACGCAAUUUAACUGUUAGCUAGCUACAACUAAUAGAAAAUUUAUAAAAUUUCAUGCCCAUUAAUACUAAGAGAGAUUUACCUACUUUGUCUAGAAAUUUUACAAAGGCAAAAAUAAUAAUAUACGGUUUUACUAUAUUUUUCCUGUCAGUGCCUAAACUUUUUCCUUCCCAAAUCUAUAAUCAUUUUUUUACGCACAAGUAUGCGUAAAAUUUAUGUUAAUACAAAAUAAACUAUGUUAUCAUUCAAGAAAAUUCUCACUGUUAAAGUAGUAAAAUUAUUCUGUAACAAAGAAUCCCGAUCUAUAGAGCGUUAAAAGGAUAGUGAAAUUUGUUAGUGUAUAAAGGUGAAAAAAAAUAUUGGCCUAAAAAUCAUUGUUCUCUGGAUGAAAAUGUAAGCGCACCUCGUAUUCACAAAUUCUACCUUGAGAAUGUUUUUAUCUGUAUUAUGUUGUGGGCAAUUGUUCAAGGCGUUUGACUAGUCUUUAAGUUCAUCGGCGAAAACCAAGUAUCCAUUACAUUUUGGAAUCAUGAACAUGUAGAAAGUAUACUAUAAAUAUAUAGUUUUCAUAAUACAUUAA